CACCACCUUUUUCUGCGAAGUUAUAUAACGAAAGUGGCAGUUAUUAAUGGCUGUUUCAAUACUUAUCAUUAUCAAUGGUGAUGGGUACUUGUUAGCUUGAAUGAAAUUUUGAAAAUCUGAGAAGAGAAGUCUUGAUAGUACUCUGAAUUCUGAAUAGGCAUGAAUUGGAAGAGUUCUGAUUAGACUUGAAUUGGAAGAGAUCUGAUUGGGCUUAAAUUCAAUCCAGUUUAUCCAUUUGAGAAUGGUUGAGGACAGGCUUGAAUUUGGGGAAGUUUUUAUUGUGGGGAUUUGAAUUUUGGGUGGGGAAUGUGAUUAUUUUUUGGGGUUUUCUGAGAACAGGGUUGGUGGUUGUUUAUGAUCAAAAUUUCAAGGAUUCAACUGCUUUGCAUUAGUAAUACAGAGCUUGGAGUAAUUGCGUAUGGUAUUUCACAAAAAAAAUAAGAUUUGGGUUGCCAGGCAUUCAUGAUGGUGGAUGGAGGAACCUAUAGUUGUAAGAAGACGGAUAAAACUCUUCAUGGCAUCUGCAAGGAUACAGGUCUAGACUGUUUGGACAUGUCUAACAUUCGUGCUAUUUCAAGAAGUCUUCACAUUAAGGCUUUACUCCUUUGGCUGAUCAUUGUUCCAACCUGUGUACUGGGAAUUUUCUUCUAUGGCCAAAAAGUCUCCUCUUUCUUUCGCCCUCUUUGGGAUACUCCUCCAAAGUCCUUCAAUGUCAUUACUCAUUACUAUGCUGAAAAUGUGUCCAUGGAGCACCUCUGUGACAUUCAUGGGUGGAAGAUCAGGGACACCCCUCGCCGAGUUUUUGAUGCCAUAUUAUUCAGCAAUGAAGUAGAUAUGCUCACAAUCAGAUGGCAGGAGCUCAAUCCUGUUGUAACAAAGUUUGUGAUCCUUGAAUCCAAUACAACCUUCACAGGUCUACCAAAGCCCUUAAACUUUGCCAUCAACAGGAAACAGUACAAGUUUGCAGAACCCAAGCUGAAGUAUAGAAUUUAUGCUCCUAGUUUGCCCACUUCUCUUGGACAGAAUCCUUUUUAUGAGGAGGCAAUACAGAGAGUGGAAUUGGAUAAGCUCAUAAGAGAGGCAGGGAUUCUGGAAGAUGAUCUUCUGAUCAUGUCAGAUUUAGAUGAAAUUCCAAGUGCACACACAAUAAACAUUCUUAGGUGGUGUGACAACAUACCUCCUGUGUUGCACUUACAAUUAAGGGAAUACAUGUAUUCCUUUGAGUUCCCUAUGAGUUAUGACAGUUGGAGAGCACAAGUCCAUCUCUACAAACCAGGGAAAACUCGUUAUGGCCAUUUUCGCCAAGCAGAUGUACUCUUUUCAGAGGCAGGGUGGCAUUGCAGUUUCUGUUUUCGCCAUAUACGUGACUUUGUAUUUAAGAUGAAAGCUUAUAGCCAUGUAGAUAGAGUGAGAUUCUCUUAUUUUUUAGACCACGCAAGAUUACAGGACAUAAUCUGCAGGGGGGCAGAUCUUUUUGACAUGUUGCCAGAGGAAUAUACUUUUCAAAAGAUAAUUGCAAAGAUGGGUCCCAUACCUCACUUUCUCUCUGCUGUGCAUCUUCCAUCUUAUCUAAUUGACAAUGCUGACAAGUUCAGGUACCUUCUUCCAGGUGGUUGUGUUAGGGAAAACUGAAUAACCUUUUUCUAGUGUUUCCUAGCUAAUGCUAAGACUGAUAUAUUAACUGAUCCAACAUUCAGUUGUCAAAGAAAUUGAUAUGGAUUCCUUCUGUAAAAUGCAUCAUGAUCUUUAUUACAUUUUGAUCAUGCCUUAUUAAAGGCUGAGCAGUGUUUACCAAUAGCAUCCGAAACUACACAUGAACCAGUCUGAGGUUUAAUUGUUUUCUCUAAUAAAAUCCAGGUUAUAGGAUCAAUCGUCAUUUCUAAUUUUUUUCCUUGGGGUUUUAAGGAAACAUGAUCCUACUUUUCCAUCAGAUCAAAGAGUUCAAUUUUUCAUACACAAAAGCCUAGAUUAUAA
Cryptomeria japonica (Japanese cedar) is the source of this 1974-nucleotide messenger RNA. RefSeq lists its product as uncharacterized. Gene Ontology annotation, biological process: N-acetylglucosamine metabolic process; protein N-linked glycosylation. The transcript has 2 exons. Gene Ontology annotation, cellular component: membrane. The record is from RefSeq and is a predicted model, not a curated record. NCBI's taxonomy places the organism in Eukaryota, Viridiplantae, Streptophyta, Pinopsida, Cupressales, Cupressaceae. The coding region runs from base 463 to 1632 and encodes 389 amino acids. Gene Ontology annotation, molecular function: beta-1,4-mannosylglycoprotein 4-beta-N-acetylglucosaminyltransferase activity.